This is a messenger RNA of Apaloderma vittatum (bar-tailed trogon), 1497 nucleotides long. RefSeq names its product alpha-1,3-mannosyl-glycoprotein 4-beta-N-acetylglucosaminyltransferase B-like. Gene Ontology annotation, cellular component: Golgi stack; endoplasmic reticulum-Golgi intermediate compartment; endoplasmic reticulum. Gene Ontology annotation, biological process: protein N-linked glycosylation. The coding region runs from base 1 to 1497 and encodes 498 amino acids. The record is from RefSeq and is a predicted model, not a curated record. Gene Ontology annotation, molecular function: acetylglucosaminyltransferase activity. Lineage: Eukaryota; Metazoa; Chordata; Aves; Trogoniformes; Trogonidae. The transcript has 15 exons.
AUGUACCAAAGCCACUUUCUGAAACUUCAGCAAAGGCUGUUGUAUGCUGAAAAGGAGAAUAAAAGAAGAUCCCACGAACUGAGCAGUGCCCUAGAUGCAAUUAAACGUGUAGUUGCGAAAGGCAUGAACUUGACAACAAAUCAUACAGAUGAUUGGAAAAUGUUAAACCUCACCAGAAAACUCCCCGUGCAUUUUACAAACAUGGACUAUUAUCUACCUCACCUUCGAGAAUAUGAAGAUGCCCUUUUCCCAAAUGUUAUUUUGGGGCAACAGAGAACUGGAGUCUCACUGGUGAUGGGAAUUCCUACUGUGAAAAGGGAAAAACAACAUUAUCUCCUUAAUACACUGCACUCCCUCCUGUAUGAACUUUCUGAAGAGCAGAAGAAUGACUGCUUAAUAAUCGUCCUUGUAGCAGAGGUGAAUGCAGUGUAUGUUAACAGUGUUGCAGAAAGCAUUAAAACCAGCUUCCCCAGAGAAAUCCAGUCUGGAGUCCUAGAAGUUAUUUCUCCUCCUGCUUCUUAUUAUCCAGAUCUUUCCAACCUGAAGGAAACACUUGGGGAUUCACAGGACAGAGUAAGGUGGAGAACUAAACAGAAUCUGGAUUUUAGCUUUCUAAUGCUAUAUGCCCAACCUAAGGGAAGAUUUUACUUACAGCUGGAAGAUGAUAUUAUAGCCAAACCUGAUUAUAUUCAAAGUAUAAAAAGCUUUGCUGCUGAACAGUCCCAGGAGUGGAUGAUUCUUGAGUUCUCCCAGCUUGGAUUUAUUGGAAAACUGUUUAAAUCACAAGACUUGCCACUCAUAGUGGAAUUUCUUCUGAUGUUCUAUAAAGACAAGCCCGUAGACUGGCUUAUAGACCACCUGCUCUGGGUUAAGGUGUGCAAUCCAGAAAAGGGUGCAAUACACUGUGAAAAGGAAAAGUCAAAGUUACGUAUCCGUGCUAAACCAUCUCUCUUUCAGCAUGUGGGAAUUCAUUCGUCGUUGGCAGGGAAGAUACAGAAUUUGAAAGAUAAAGAUUUUGGCCAAAAUGUGCUACACAAAGCACAUAAUAACCCACCUGCAACAGUGGAUACAAGCCUAAGAGUAUACCAGCAGUAUACCUUGGAAAAAGUUUACACAGGAAAAGACUAUUUUUGGGCUUCAGCACCAGUGGCAGGGGACUACCUCAGCUUCACCUUUUUAAAUCCGCUAAAAGUUGAAAAGUACUUUUUCAGAAGUGGAAACAUGGAGCACCCUGGUGAUAAACUGUUUAAUACUACUGUGGAAGUAUUACCAGCUGAUGAAAUGUUAAGAAAAGAACUGGUUCGCAGUGGAAGUAAAUUCAACUACCCAGCAACCAAAGAUGGAUAUUUAAAAAUAGGAGCUUUUGAAAAUGGGAUUGCAGGAGGCAGUAUCGAUCAGUCAAUAGGAAAAAUACAGGCUAUUCGUUUAUCAAUCAAUUCUGACUCUCCUGUGUGGGCAAUACUUAGUGAGGUACUGAUCAAGACAUCUGAAAACUGA